Messenger RNA from Brassica napus (rape), 384 nucleotides. Its product is annotated as disease resistance protein RBA1-like. Gene Ontology annotation, biological process: signal transduction. The transcript is spliced from 3 exons. The record is from RefSeq and is a predicted model, not a curated record. NCBI's taxonomy places the organism in Eukaryota, Viridiplantae, Streptophyta, Magnoliopsida, Brassicales, Brassicaceae. The coding region runs from base 1 to 384 and encodes 127 amino acids.
AUGAAGAAUAGUUACUUGGAGUCACGGUGGUGCUUGGACGAGCUCGCUGAGAUAAGGAAUUGCUUGUUGAGGAAGCAACUUGACUUCGUGAUACCCGUCUUUUAUAAGGUCAAGACUUCCCACGUUGAGAAACAGACCGGAGAUUUUGGCAAACCGUUCCCAAACUUGCAGAAGAAGCAUCCACGUCUUAGGGUCUUGAGAUGGAAGAAAGCUUUGAAGUUUGUGGCUGAAACAAUUGGAUUGUCUUAUAGAGAAAAUAGUUCGAUUCCAGAGUUGGACUUCAUCAAGAACAUUGUGGAAGUGGUUAAUGGGCUUUUACGCAGAAUCGCAUUGAAAGAUAGUAAGAGCAUGCGCAACAGUGAGGCUGGGAGGUCGAGUCCUUAG